Lycium barbarum (goji berry) is the source of this 1345-nucleotide messenger RNA. Its product is annotated as glycosyltransferase BC10-like. The record is from RefSeq and is a predicted model, not a curated record. The transcript is spliced from 2 exons. Gene Ontology annotation, cellular component: membrane. Gene Ontology annotation, molecular function: glycosyltransferase activity. NCBI's taxonomy places the organism in Eukaryota, Viridiplantae, Streptophyta, Magnoliopsida, Solanales, Solanaceae. Bases 51 to 1268 code for a protein of 405 amino acids.
UCUUUUCCUCCUUCAUUCAAUUUAUUUCCUCUUCUUCUCUCUUCUAUUCUAUGUGUGUUUCUCUUUGUGCAAAGGCAAUGAAGUAUCAAAUUCAAAACCAAAACUCCAUAGCAAUGGCUAUCAAAUUAUUCAACACCCCAUUAAAUAUAUUAAAUCUCCUUUCUUCUUUCUUCUUCUUUGCUUGUGGUAUAACAUGUGGCAUUAUUUUCACUUUUUAUUUCAAGAACUUUAGUCUCAACUUACAAGUCAUCAAUGGCCAAAUACUAAACUAUUCUUCUUCUUCUUCACAACCCCUUUCACCACCACUAUCACCGCCACCGGUAAUUCCUCGAUUAGGGUUUAAUGAAUACAUUAAGCCACCUAGUGUUGAACAUGAUAUGAGUGAUGAAGAGUUGUUAUGGAGAGCUUCAAUGGUGCCAAAAGUUAAAGAAUUUCCAUUUGAGAGAGUUCCAAAAGUGGCUUUCAUGUUUUUAACAAGAGGGCCAGUUUUGUUAGCACCACUUUGGGAGCUAUUUUUUAAAGGCCAUGAAGGGCUUUACUCCAUUUAUGUGCAUUCUGAUCCUUCUUACAAUCAAUCAGAAGUUGAAAGUCCUAUUUUCCAUGGCAGAAGAAUUCCCAGCAAGGAAGUAGAAUGGGGCAAAGUAAACAUGGUUGAGGCUGAGAAAAGGCUAUUAGCAAAUGCUCUUCUUGAUAUCUCAAAUCAAAGAUUUGUUCUUCUCUCAGAAGCAUGCAUUCCCUUGUUCAAUUUCUCCACAAUUUACACUUACCUAAUGAACUCCAAGAAAAAUUUCGUGGAGACCUAUGAUCUCCCCGGCCCAGUGGGCCGGGGCAGAUACCAUAGUCGAAUGAGCCCGAUAAUUAAACUUCAACAGUGGAGAAAAGGGUCUCAAUGGUUCGAAAUGGACAAAGAUCUUGCCGUCGAGGUAGUCUCAGACAAGACGUAUUUCCCGGUGUUUCAGAAACACUGCCUAGGCUCGUGUUAUGCUGACGAGCAUUACUUGCCGACAUUCGUGAGCAUGAAAUUUGGGAAGAGGAAUUCAGGCCGGAGCUUGACUUGGGUCGACUGGUCGAAGGGCGGGCCCCACCCAGCUCGUUUUCAUAGGUCAGAUGUAACUGCGGAGUUCCUGGAGAAGCUAAGGAGUCAGAGUCGUUGUGAGUACAAUGGUGAGAAGACACGUGUUUGUUACUUGUUUGCAAGGAAAUUUACCCCUCAUGCUUUGAGUAGACUCUUGAUUUUUGCACCAAAGGUUAUGCAAUUCAACCAUUAAUUAGGAUAAAUUAACACAAAUUAAUGUACAUGAAAAAAAAAAAAAACAAACAAUUCUUUGUGCGGACCUUAACUUGA